ACGCCUUACACCAGAAUUUGCAGCAAUGAAAACAAUGAGCCAUGUGUUGUGACUGCACCUUGCUGGAAGAAGAUGAAGAAGAAGGGGUGUACUGGCUACUCCUUGUCCCAUCAAUUACUGUUUUUCAUUGCUGGAAGAAUGAAACGCUGCAGGAGUGAUCCGUUUGUGCAGGAUUUUGGCUAUUACACAAAUGUAUUUUGCUCCAAUAUGAUGAAAAUAAACCUAGAUAUUGAGCACAGUGGUUACCCCUCGCAUCAACAAGACCUUUUCAUGGAAAACAUAAUGCUAUGUGGUUUAUGUGGAUAUUCAGAUUUUUACAAACUAGAAUGGAUGAAUAAAAUUAUCAGCUGGCAAGAUCCGAUCCUUGGAUGUUUCAGUGAGACAGGACAUGAGUUAGAUUCAGAGAAUGCUGCCAAUGAGAAUCCCUUUCCAAAAAGGGUAAAAAGAAGAGAGAGAAUGUUUUUAGAUGUAUGCCUGAGCCACAAGACAGCAGUGGCAGUAGGAGCCCUCGGGGGGUUUCUGUAUUUCUUUACAUUCAUGUGACUUAUUGUAAUAAAACAAUGUAAAGUAAUGUACUCAAAUAAAA
Messenger RNA from Bufo gargarizans (Asiatic toad), 586 nucleotides. It is a transcript of the gene C8H16orf89, whose product is annotated as chromosome 8 C16orf89 homolog. The record is from RefSeq and is a predicted model, not a curated record. Gene Ontology annotation, cellular component: membrane; cytosol. Lineage: Eukaryota; Metazoa; Chordata; Amphibia; Anura; Bufonidae. The transcript is spliced from 6 exons. Bases 73 to 543 code for a protein of 156 amino acids.